AUUACAGAUGCAAGAACUUGGAGCAUAUGAUGGACAAGCCAAUGCUGCCCAGAGCACAAAUACUAUGCAAGAACUUACUGUAGAUGAUGGGCAAGGUGAUGCUGCCCAGGGCACAGCGACAUUACAGGUGCUGGCUCAGAAGACAAAGGAGGCAGAGACCACGGAACAGAAUUUGCUGCCUCAAGCCAUCAAAAUCAAUGCAGAGCAUACUGAAUCUGUGCGCAAAGACCUUCUGAGAGUCCAUGAAAUGAGAGAUGGCCUCUUUUCAGUCCAUGAAAUGAGAGAUGGCUCCAUGACAGGUUGCCUCCACUCAGUUGGGUCUGAUCUUACUUGUACCUGGGAGCUUCCAGAGCUGCAGUAGAAUGUGUCCAUGCAGAGCGGCCAAGAAGCUGCGGCAGUGGACAAGGAUCCCAGGACUCCUACAAGUGUGCGUGAGCCGGCUGUGCCUGUUUGUUCCCUGGAGAGUGGAGUGCUUG
Molecule: messenger RNA, 476 nt
Organism: Panicum virgatum (switchgrass)
Lineage: Eukaryota; Viridiplantae; Streptophyta; Magnoliopsida; Poales; Poaceae
Product: meiosis-specific protein PAIR2-like
Exons: 5
Coding region: 8-361 (117 amino acids)
Source: RefSeq, a predicted model, not a curated record